AUGCGUAUGGAACACAAAGCAUUUACAAGCUUGCCAUCUGUCAUGUACAAAGGAAAAUUCACAGGCACUCCUGCAGAUGUCUUGUACAAGGGCACAAUAACCCGUCUGAUUACUGAGGACAGCCCCAGCAGAGAGAGAAGCAGAGAAGACACUCCUUCUAAGGGGCAUGUAGUCUACGAGGGCAUCAGUGGACACAUCCUUUCCUUUGACCGGGGUCCAAACUCUAAGGAAGAGGCUCGUGGGGACAUGGCUGGGCUGAAGAGGACCUAUGACAUGAUGGAGGUCGGCAUUUCUCGUGUGCCACCCAUCAGAGACUCAAUAUCUGCCACUGAAGGCUUGAUUAGUCGAGCAAUGCCUCACGAGCGCGAUAGUCCUCAUCUGCACCACAUCCGUGGAUCCAUAUCCCAAGGAAUCCCACGGGAUGACUGUCAGCGCCGGGAGGUUAAACAGAUGAAAAGAGAGGGUUCACCAUCACCCCGUGGCCCUGGUCAUCCCGCUGACACUCUUAAAUCACGCUCUCACGAGAGUAUGGUGACCACCGUCAAAGAGGGAGGACGCUCCAUCCACCUGAUCCCUCCUGAGGGGGUUGUGAUAGGCAAGCCUAAGGAGGGCUCAAUCACCCAGGGCACCCCUCUGAAACAAGAGCCUGUUGGCUCAUCCAAGCGCCCCACUCCAUUCCCCUGUAAUCCCCUGACCAUGCAGAUGCGUCUCCCCAGCGGGAUGAUGUCGGGACCCUCACCUUCCCCUACGCAGCAGGGCACGUCUGUACCUCCACAGGGCCAGACUCAACCCCGCAGCUGGGAGGAAGAGCCCAAACCUCUGCUGUGCUCUCAAUACGAGACCCUGUCAGACAGCGAGUGA
Molecule: messenger RNA, 861 nt
Organism: Sinocyclocheilus grahami
Lineage: Eukaryota; Metazoa; Chordata; Actinopteri; Cypriniformes; Cyprinidae
Product: nuclear receptor corepressor 2-like
Exons: 7
Coding region: 1-861 (286 amino acids)
Source: RefSeq, a predicted model, not a curated record